AUGGAGAUCGACAAGAAAUCACCCGCGGACACGAUUGACGAGAAAGAUGUGCAAAUUGGCACUAUAACGGAUCUCGAUGAAGGAGAGGUCUUCCUCCGCCAACAUGGAUUCAACCAAGAGGCCAUCCAGGCACUCCUGGAUGACGAGCCACGCAACAAGGCAUUGGUCCGCAAAGUAGAUCUUGUUUUGUUACCUUUACUUUCUGGAACGUAUAUGCUUCAGUAUAUCGACAAAUCAGCACUCGCCUACUCUGCCGUAUUCGACCUUCUCUCUUCGACACAUAUGUCAAGCAACCAAUACAGCUGGCUCGCCAGUAUCUUUUAUUUUGCAUAUCUCGUCGCCGAAUACCCAUGGAAUAUCCUGGCACAGAAAACAAAGCUUGCCAAAGUCGUCUCUGGGAACAUUAUUGCCUGGGGAGCCAUGCUCAUGAUUACUGCCGCCUGCUCCUCCUUCACUGGAAUGGCUAUCUGCCGCUUUCUUCUGGGAGUCUUCGAAGCCCCCAUCACCCCAUGCUUUAUGAUGAUGAUCGGAAUGUGGUACACACGUGCUCAGCAACCGUUCCGUGCCGGUGUCUUCUACAGCUGCAACGGACUGGGAGCUAUGGUAGGUGGCAUUCUCACAUAUGGAAUUGGACAAAUCGACACCAUUGCUGUAUGGAGAGCGAUUUACCUCAUUCUGGGCGGCAUUACCCUCGUCUGGGGAGUCGUGAUGCUCCUCUUCCUCCCGGAUGACGUUAUCUCAUCGAAGCGUUUCACCCUGGACGAAAAGGCCCUCCUCAUUGGCCGCGGUCGACUCGGCCAGACCGGUAUCAUCAAUCACCAGAUCAAAUGGCAUCAAAUCCGUGAAGCUUUCAUUGAUCCACAAGUUUGGAUCUUGUUCUUCUUCACUCUUCUGAACGAGGUCGUAAAUGGUGGGAUCGCGAGCUUCGGAAAACUAAUUAUCAGGGGGUUGACCAAUGACUCGGCCACUGCUAUCGCUUUGGGUAUUCCCUUUGGAGGAUUCCAGAUCUUCUACGUCCUAGGAGGAACAUAUCUUGCAUCUCGAAUCAAAAACUUCCGAACUGUCAUCAUGUUCAUUUACUUGAUGCCGACUGUCAUCGGCGCCAGUCUCCUAUGGAAGCUGGACCAUCAGACAUACAAGGUCGGCGUGUUGUGUGGUUAUUAUAUCAUUGGUGCUUACGUCUGCUCUUUGGUACUGGCUUUGCAGAUGCCGGCGACAAACCUGGGUGGUUAUACAAAACGUACAACCAGUAUUGCCUUCGUUUUCUUUGCGUACUGCGCUGGCAAUAUCAUUGGACCCCACGCGUUUCUCGCAAAGGAAGCGCCCGUAUACCAGACCGGAGUCAAGCUCAUCCUGGCAUGCUCGUCUGCGCAAGCUGCUUUGGCUGUUUUGCUGCGGUUUGUGCUGGCUCGCAGAAACAAGCUGCGAGAUGCUGCUGCUUCUGCUGUGGGCCAUAUCGAGUCAUCUGUCGACCAGAGUGCUGGGGCAGAUCUAACUGAUUUCGAGAACCCAAACUUCCGAUACGUUCUUUGA
Molecule: messenger RNA, 1533 nt
Organism: Penicillium psychrosexuale
Lineage: Eukaryota; Fungi; Ascomycota; Eurotiomycetes; Eurotiales; Aspergillaceae
Product: putative MFS transporter
Exons: 2
Coding region: 1-1533 (510 amino acids)
Biological process (GO): transmembrane transport
Cellular component (GO): membrane
Molecular function (GO): transmembrane transporter activity
Source: RefSeq, a predicted model, not a curated record